This is a messenger RNA of Giardia duodenalis, 1554 nucleotides long. Its product is annotated as Kinase, NEK. The record is from RefSeq and is a predicted model, not a curated record. The coding region runs from base 1 to 1554 and encodes 517 amino acids. Gene Ontology annotation, molecular function: ATP binding; protein binding; protein kinase activity. Gene Ontology annotation, biological process: protein phosphorylation. Lineage: Eukaryota; Fornicata; Diplomonadida; Hexamitidae. The transcript has a single exon.
AUGAGCGACAUAGAACACGAGGACUCGGAGAUGCGCUCAUUGGAUGGCUUAUUGAGAGACAUAGGGCGGCCUGUUGGAGAAGGAAGCUACGGGACAGUAUAUUCUUUGAAAAGUUCGCCACACAAGGUGGUAAAGGAGACGCCCAUCAGGGGCCUCCGGCCUAGUGCUCUUACCGCGCUGGAGAUAGAAGCACGGGUUCUUCCACGCAUGGAGCACCCCAACAUUGUCAAAUAUGAGGCUAUUGAGAAGACAGAUCAGUUUUUCUUUGUGGUGAUGAAAUACUAUCCAAAGUCGCUCGAUCAACUCAUAAAAACCGCUAUUCGCUCUGAUAAGUCUUUGUCCCCUGAGAAAAUCUUUAUCAUUGUCAACCAGCUAGCAUCGGGUCUCGCCUACCUCCAUAGCCCAGACAAGACAGACAGCACGGGUAAGCCACUCCCCGCAAUCAUCCACAGAGAUCUGAAGCCAACAAAUAUCCUCGUCAAUAGUACUGAGACAGAGGUUGCUAUUGCAGACUUUGGGCUCUGUAUUGAGGGCGUUGCUAACAUCAGCAUGUCGUCGGUUGCUACCCCAUGCUACUCUUCUCCAGAAGCACUAAUAAGUAAGAUGUAUGCCACAUCAGCUGAUAUGUGGAGCCUUGGGGUGAUCAUUUACGAAUUGACCACGGGAAAAAGGCCCGACUUCCUUGCGGGGAGGAACCCAGAGGACGUCUUUACCAAGGACUGGAAAGCCCCCCUUGGCGAUAUCUAUGAUCCUGAUCUUCGCCUUAUAAUAGGGCAUCUUCUUGUGCUCGAUCCUUUGGAGCGACUUACGGCUGAGGAGCUGUUCCAGAUGACAUGUUUUGACAGGCAGACUCACAUUUUGUCUAUUCUCAAGAUAAGAGAACUUCAGAAGUCCUCGUCUCAUGAGCUGACAGAUAUCAGACCCCUUGCCAGCUCGAGUGUACUCACUAAGAGCGGACCUACUCACUUCACUGGGGAAACGCAGCUAAUGCAGUCUGUUCGUAGAGGCAAUAAGGAGGGUCUCAGGGAACUUAUAGAAAAUAGCCAAGGCUUUGGAGCCAAGAACGCUUCUGGGAUGACGGCAUUGAUGAUUGCUGCAGAGUGUGGGAAUUUGGACGCAGUGAGGCUACUUUUGCCGUUAGAAGCAAACAAGAGAUGCAACUGUGGGCGAACAGCCCUAAUGUAUGCGACCAAGAACGCCCAACUGGCAGCCGCUAAGGAAUUACUGGCUGUUGAAGCCGGGAAGCGCGAUAAGAGCGGAAAGUCAGCACUUAUGCUAGCUGCUGAAGGAGGCUCAGCAGAGCUGGUAGCCCUUCUGGCCGGGUACGAGUGCAAGCUGAAAAACCAGUCCGGGAUGACGGCCUUAAUGAUCGCUGUGAAGAAGGGGUUUAUAUCGGCAGUAGAGAUCUUAGCUGAACACGAAAAGGGAAUCGUUGAUAAUGCUGGAAGAACCGCCCUGUCUCAUGCUAUCAGAUUCAAGCAAAGGCCUGUGAUUGACCUCCUAACUCGGUAUCCAGAAGAGCAUGUUAGCACUUCUUUCAAAGAGAACCCGUAG